AUGUUACGAGAAAGCUUAAUAGCUGAUGGAAUUUCAAAAGAUGGGAAAAACAUUUUUGUUUAUAAUAAUUAUGCAAUUUGGAUUGCCAAUUUUUCGCAUUUAUAUAUUUUUAUUUUUUUUAAUAUUAGAAAUCUACUUCACCUAUAUAUUAACGUAAUAUUCCUGGUAUUCUUUUGUGGUUUUCUCCUUACUUCGUUCUUUUUUUGUAUGAGUUGGUACAGUUGUUACAAGUUUGUUAUAAAGAUUUUUAAUGAAGACUUGAUAGAUGAGGAGUUAAACCCAUCUAUACUGAACGAAAUAAUACCACAGACCUUUUUUUCGUUAUGCAAUUUUUUCCUCAUAAGCCUUCUCUACGUUGGGCACUUAUUAGUCUAUCUGGGCAUACAAGAUGACGCAAUAUCGAUACCCAUAGAAUCAUUGAUAAUAUUUUUUAUUUUUUUUUUUUCCUACGUUUUGUACUUUCUCCUUUUUAAAUAUGAAAACUGCACGAGCAUGUUUAUUCUGGGUAUUGACGGGAUUACUACCUUACUGUUUUAUACUCUUAAGGAAAAUUAUCUUUUUUUCCCGUCCUUGCUAUGCUCAGCGUACUACUUAACCUACCAUAUACAAAAAUUUAAGAAAAAUGGGUUUGUAUACAAAGAUAAUGAAGAAAAUUACAUGAAAAUUCAUAUAUGUGGAUACACCUUAAUAUUCUCGGCCUUAUUUUUUAAGAAUUUUGAUUUAAUGAACAACCAUUUAUUUUGCUUCCUUUUGUUAAUUUCGUUUGUUGUCCUCAUGUAUUCCGACGUGAAUCUCCAAAAAAUGGAAAUCCUACACGAAUCAAUUGAAAACAGAGUCAUGCUUGCAUAUGUAUACUCACUUCAGUUGAACAAUUACAUUCCAGGGACCAUAAAUUAA
This is a messenger RNA of Plasmodium malariae, 897 nucleotides long. Its product is annotated as conserved Plasmodium membrane protein, unknown function. The transcript has 14 exons. Bases 1 to 897 code for a protein of 298 amino acids. The record is from RefSeq and is a predicted model, not a curated record. NCBI's taxonomy places the organism in Eukaryota, Apicomplexa, Aconoidasida, Haemosporida, Plasmodiidae.